AUGUCAUCACAACCUUUGUCACUUACCCAUCAUGCAGCGCAAAAGAGGAAAAUCAGUUGGCGGUGGGGAAUGGCCGGGAAUCUAACUUCGAAAAAGUCUGUGAGUCUUAGUCUUACUUCUCAAUAUGCACCUUCGUGGAAAACGUGGGAAGGGAUCCGUGAGCUUGUACAAAACUGGCACGAUGGAGUGUUUUCUUCACUGGAGAAAAUGCAGCUCGAUUGCAAAACGGAAAUGUUGCCAAGAUCCUCGGUUGCUUUCCUGCCUUGCAAAGAAGGCGAUUUGUUAGUGUAUAAAGCAGUUCUCGCAACAGCAGGAAACUCUUUCUUGUAUGAAGAAAUGACAAAGUUAAAUAGCAGUUCAGAUGAUUUUCAAUCUGUCAAUGGCGAGUUUGAUCGAUCGUUCGAAAGUACACGUGACCAGCAGCAACGAAACGUGGUACUGGGUAAAAUAGUGUACUCUCCCUUUCGCAAAAAACUUAUCCUGGUAAACUACAACACUGAGCUUAUGAGGAAGGUCUUGCUUCUAGGAUUUUCGAAGAAAGCUUCAAGCAAAGAAGUGAUUGGUCAGUUUGGUGAAGGCCUGAAAGUUGGUGCUCUUGCCUUAGUGAGGGAGGGGAGAUUUGUUUCCAUGGAAACCAGUAGAGAUCGCUGGAAGUUUGGCCUGUCGUGCGAUGACACUUUUAACGAAGAGGUUCUGACUGUUUUUGUAAAGGAUCGGAGCAAAGGAUUUGAUGAUGAUGAUGAUGAUGACAAUGGUGAUGACGACCUUGGUCAGCAAGACACUUGUGUAACUGUUCGUCCUCUUUGUUUUGAAGAUUGGAAAGUUUAUCUGGAGCGGUUCCUUUUCCUCUGCCCACCAUCGGAUUGUGUCAAGUCAGAGAUUGGCACCUUGCUUAUUGGUGAUCGUUACAAGGGUCAACUGUAUGUCAAAGGUGUUUGGGUGUUAGACCUCUCAAAGGAUGGUCUUUCAUCAGGCGUUGACUUCGCACAUCUUAAGAUCGACAGAGAUCGAAGAGCUGUCAUGCAUCUCAGUGAUAUUGAUCACCAAGUAAGUAGCAUGUGGGUGCAUGCAAUUGAGCAUAGACCAGAUUUGAUUCCAUUAUACUACAGUCUCUUAGAAGAAAACAAUACCUCAGAUGUGCGACAUGCAGACUUCUAUCUAACAGAUAAAUCUGCCUUCCUAGUGGCUCAGCAGUUCUUUGCCAUUCAUGGAAGUAUGACAUAUCCUGUUUCAAACUCAAUAUCUACUGAAUUGCUGGAUGAGAUCAAACAAGAAAUUCAUCAAAAAUUGGUUUUAUGCAAUGAGGCAUUAAUUAACAUACUGUAUAAAUCAGGGGCAGUAGAACCAGUGGAAUCCAUUUUGUCAAGGGCCUCAAUGAAGAAAUCUGUUAUUGUUCCUUAUGUGGACUUGACACAAGACGAAGUCAGUACCCUCAAGCAUAUUGAAAAGCUGGUACAAAUUUGCAUCCCAGAAUUUAAAAUGGGAUCCAUGGAUAUCUCUGAAGCCAGUGGGAAUGCUAUUGUCUUGACAGACUCCAAUCAUUUUGAGAUUCCAAGAGGUUUAUUGAGAGAGAAAAUAGAACAUUAUGGUGGAGAAAACUGUAGGAGAGGUGACAGCUGUCUGUGUAGAGAAGCUUUGAUUGCGGCAAAGAUUUUAACUCUCCAACCUAACUUAAAUGGUGAAUUAAUUCAACGUAAAAUUUAAACAUAGAAACCUGUGCAGGGGGCAUUUCCGUAGCACAAAUCCCCUCCCUCCCCUUCACCUACCUGUUAAAUCCUUCCUGCACUAUAUAUUAUACUGUCACUGUUUCUUCCUGUAUCUCAGUCACAUGCACCCCUGGUCCUAACCCCUCAUUGGUUCCUGUAUCCACAAGUCCUUGAUGGAUGAGGAGGAGUGAGACAAUACUGUAUACAGUUUCCAUUUCCAGUACCCUGGUAGUUCCUGCAACCUUAGAUCAGCUUCUUCUACCUCUGAGAGCUGUUUCCAAUUUGCAGAGUAUUGCCUUCCAAGUUUAAAAGCUGUCGUUUUAUUUUUAUGUACUCCUCCCUGCCUGCUUGUCCUUUCCUGUUCUAUCUCCUGCACCCUAACCAUGCUCCCUUCUUGGAAAACACCGCUAGGCGAGUACCCACUCAACCUACUCAGAGGUUUUGAAGAUUCUUUACUUACAUAAUUCAAGGAGUCAAAACACUUGUGGAAGCAUUCCCAACCCCCUUAGUAAUCAGCUAUAAUGUUAUUAAUAGUUAUGAGACUUACAUAUAUACAUAUUUUUUUAAUCCUUCAGCUGGCAAAACAUCAUCUGAUCACAGCAAUCAUAACAUAAUCAGACUUGUCGCAUCUUUAUCAACUCAAGUCUGUAAGCUGAACCCUCCAUUUUGUGGCAGUUUGCAUGAAAAACACUCGUCUGCAGAAAAAGCACUGGACUUUUCAGUGCUGAGGGACAGAGAAAUGAUGUUGCUGGUAGGUUUACCAGGUUGACCCCAGGGGAAACUCCUGGGAAUUCUUUGUUUUGAUGCACCAUCCGGUUCUUCAAAUCCUGACCCUCUUUCAAACCAAAAAAUGUCAUUGACCACAACUGUUUUCAGACCUAGCCUCUAAAAUCCAUAUACCUGCUUUCGAACAUGGUCUCUAAGAAAGUAUGUCAUCACUACUUAGAUUAGAAUGCCGACAAAAAGAUUUCUUAAAAUCGAUUUCAAAUUCGCAUACUUUACUUUUUCUUUCUUAUUCAUUUGGAAUUGAAAUGACAAGUACCCUCAUACACUCCCAUAGUUCCCUUAAAACCAUACCUGAUUCCAGACCAAAGUGAGCAAAGUCUGUACCCAUUUUCAGGUUGAAUUCUCAAAAACGAUACCCUUUGGGGGUGGCACAUACUGAUAUGGCUUAUAUAAGAGAGUAACCAUCCCCUUGGGGGGGUUGCCUCACUAGUAGAUUAUAAAGUUGUUUAGAGUUAAAUGCUCAAUGUCUUUUUCAACUCAUGGACAAUGUGAAUGCAGACAGCUUAGUCUACUGUAAGCAUUCUAAUAAUAGAAACCUGUUUGGACUGUCCUUAGACUGCAGUUCUGGGCACUUUUCCUGUUCCCCAAGGGAAAUGAACUAAGAGAGCUUCACAAGUACUUGUCAAUAGUAUUGAUACAUAAUUUUCCAAAACCACCACCCUGCAGUUGGCUCAGUUGAAGGGUGCCUGAAUUACAUGUGAGACAGGUCAUUGGUUCAAACCCAGAGUAGGCUACAGUGGUUAAAAAAUUAUUAGGGAGUAAUCAAAUUUUGAUUAAUUUUCCUUUCUUUCACCUUUUAUUUGAGGGAGAAAGAGAUGUUCUGAAUGAAAAACUCCUCCAUAAAGACAAAACACAUGCUCAAGAACUGCUGAAACUACAGUCCAAAAUUUCCUCUCUGGAAAAAGAAUUGGCUGGCCAACAAGUCAAUCUUGUCAACAUUGAAGAAGAAAUGAGUGAAAGGUGGAAGAUUUCAAUUCAAAAAUUGCACCAAGAAAUGGCUGAGCUCUCAAACACAAUCACGGAUCUUAAAAGAGACAAAAUCUUCUUCCAAGAAAAACUCACAGCUGCAAAGGAAGAUGCAAGUAACAAACAGAAAUCGCAUUCUCGUCAAAUGAGUGUUCUAACUGACAAGAGUGAUGUUCUGCGAAGAAGGCUUGCUGCUAAGUUUGAGAAACUGUCACAGAUUGUUUUAGCUUCUCAGGAAGUUAGCAGUGAAUCUGUUGCAGAGAUAUUAAAGUCCACUGCAAAGGAGAUCGAGGAAAUGUGGUUUCAAAAGGAUAACUGUAUCAUCUGUACUCUUGAGAAACCGAACUGUGUGGUCAUUCCUUGCCGUCAUCAGAUUACUUGUUUCAAGUGCACAUCUUUUCUAGAAACUUGUUCUUACUGUAGAGGGCCAAUUUAUGAAAGGAUUCUUACUUAUGGCUUGUAGUGAUGUUUUUCUCUUUUGUUGAACUGACGUGAUCAAAUCAGUUUAUCCUCUGUUAGCACCUGACAACCGAGGUUCAUAAUAUUGCUUCCCCACCCCCUCCACUAAAAGAACACGUACAUCCAAGCAACUCAUUCCCCAACAAACGUACCCAGUAAUCUCUAUAAAGACUGAAGGAACAGAAAUUCAUUUUUUAAGUGACGUUCUCGUUGCCGUCUGCAUUGUUGGAUCUUAAAGUCCCUACUGUUGGAGAAUCGGUUUGAUGAUGAAGUAACUGUCACCCACUUUAAGUGUGGAUUUAGGGUAUCUUAGCAGAAAGGUUAACAUUCUCGACUGG
Molecule: messenger RNA, 4255 nt
Organism: Porites lobata
Lineage: Eukaryota; Metazoa; Cnidaria; Anthozoa; Scleractinia; Poritidae
Source: the annotation of a GenBank genome assembly